CUUUGAGAAGCCAACUGGACGAGAAUCAUGCUACCGGCGAUACCAUCAAGGAUACUAUCGAACUAAUCAAUAAGCUCAAUUUCUGGGACGACACAAUGUUAAUAUUCUUUACCGCAAGCAGCAGUGAUGAAAUUCUUCAAGCACCAAUGAACGAUAAAUACGCAAUGACCUAUGCUUGGGAUAUACUCCGCGCUACACUUGCAGAACAGGAAAAGGCAGUCAAUAUCGCCUCCACCGCCACCGGCGUCAUCAUCUCCCUGUGCUUCUUCGUUCUACCCCUCGUCUGGUCGAACUGCCUCCGAAUUCUCCCGAUCCAGAAUUCCCCUCCCGGUGCCGGGGACCCCUGGAGCGAGUUCACCGAGUUG
This is a messenger RNA of Mesorhabditis spiculigera, 365 nucleotides long. NCBI's taxonomy places the organism in Eukaryota, Metazoa, Nematoda, Chromadorea, Rhabditida, Rhabditidae. The record is from the annotation of a GenBank genome assembly.